Molecule: messenger RNA, 7465 nt
Organism: Cervus elaphus (red deer)
Lineage: Eukaryota; Metazoa; Chordata; Mammalia; Artiodactyla; Cervidae
Gene: NEDD4
Product: NEDD4 E3 ubiquitin protein ligase
Exons: 25
Coding region: 620-4585 (1321 amino acids)
Biological process (GO): ubiquitin-dependent protein catabolic process; regulation of dendrite morphogenesis; neuromuscular junction development
Molecular function (GO): protein binding; sodium channel inhibitor activity; ubiquitin protein ligase activity
Source: RefSeq, a predicted model, not a curated record
UUUACUAAGUUGACUGGAUUCCUAGUAUGGCCACUAUUUGGAAAUGCAAUCCUUGAUUUGAUACUCAAUUACAUGGAGUUUCAUUCCUACCAACUUCCUGUAAUUCUAUCCCUAUGGGUAAAAAUAUUAGUGGUCAAACUCUGCUGGAGAAAGUAUAGGCACCGUGAUUCACAGAGUUAAAUGUUCAUUUAGUAGAGCUGGAGUGAAAAAAAUACUGUUUCAACUUGAAAUGCUAGAAGAUUGUUGUUCUUGUGUUACUCAUUCAUGCAAAUUGGAGAAGGUAUAAUUGAAACAAGGUUGGCAGUGUUUGAGGCAGUGUGCUGCAGCUGAGCUCAGCUUAAAGGUCGCUGGAAAUCAAGUGCUUUGUAAGUGAAGGCAUUUUGACUACAAGCGAUUCAAGACAUUUUGGAAACGUCAGUCUCGGGAAUGGGCCGUCUCUUUCUUUCUAUGCUAUCUGGUCUUUAAGGUUUUACUUAGGAUGAAGACUACUACUUCUGAGCUCUUUCAGGCACCACAAAUGAUUUUUUCUUUUGCUGCAGUGCAGCUGCUUCUAGCCUGUCUACCGACAGAGAUCUUUGUUAUGACUCUCAGCCCUUAACAUGUUUGGAAAUGAGAACAAAUGGCACAGAGCUUACGAUUGCACUUUGCAGCCAGAAGAAGCAAUACUUAUCCUUUGUCAGAAGCCUCCGGAGAUGAUUUGGAUAGCAGCAUUCACAUGUGCUUCACGAGACCAACCCGGAUUUCAGCGGCGAACGUGGUUCAAAUGAAGCUGACUCCCAAACAGACUGCACUAGCUCCGUUAAUAAAGGAAAACCUUAAGUCUCGGGAGAGAUCAUCUUUUCCUUCACCUGAAAAUGUUCAUAAAAAGAGCAGCUGUCUGCAGAUAUCAUUACAGCCAACAAGGUACAGUGGAUGUCUUCAGCCUGGCAGUGUCUUAGCUGAUGGUGAUGAUGCUUCGUUUACUUGUGUCUUAAAGGAUGGCAGUGCUGUGGUUGAUAAUGAACUGAAUGCCAUGGGUGGGGGUGACCUCUUAAGCAGUCCUGCCCUUUGCAGUGGUAGCCUUAGUAACUUCUCAGCCAGUGAGAAUGGGUCUUGCAGCAGCAAUGGUAGUGAUUAUGGGUCCUGCACAAGUAUCACCAGUGGAGGUUCAUGUACCAACAGUAUCCUCAGUGACAGCAGUGGUUACACUUUUCCACCAACUGAUGAUACCUUUUUUGGUGGGAAUUUAUCUUCUGACAGCGCCUCCAACAGAAGUGUGCCAAACAGGAAUACUACUCCAUGUGAAAUUUUUUCAAGAAGUACAAGUACAGUUCCCUUUGUCCAGGAUGACUUGGAUCAUGGACUAGAGAUUAUGAAAUUGCCAGUGAGCAGGAACUCGAAAAUUCCACUAAAACGUUGUUCAUCCUUAGUCAUUUUUCCUAGGAGUCCUUCAAAUACCCCACCAACUUCUCCAACAAGUACAGGUACUCUUCUAAGCAAAGGAUCCUAUCAGACCUCACACCAGUUUAUUAUUUCUCCUACUGAAAUUGCCCACAAUGAAGAUGGCACUAGUGCUAAGGGAUUUCUUUCAACAGCUGUCAAUGGACUUCGGUUAUCCAAGACAGUCUGUACUCCCGGAGAAGUAAGAGACAUACGACCUCUUCACAGGAAGGGCUCAUUACAAAAGAAAAUCAUUAUUGCAAAUAAUAGUCCAAAUCAGACUGUCUGUGAAAAGCCAUCUGAAGGAUAUUCUUGUGUUUCACUGCAUUUUACCCAACAGAAAGCAACUGCAUUAGACUGUGAAGCAGCAAAUGGUGAUUGUAAACCAGAGAUGUCAGAAACUGAGCUUAAUUCUGACCCAGAGUUUAUUAAGCUUAUGCAUAGGACAUCUGCAUGUUUACCAUCUUCCCAAAAUGUAGAUUAUCAAAUCAGUAUCAAUGGGCAGUUGGAAAGACCAAAUUUACAGAUAAACAAAAACCAUGCUCUUUUACAGAGAAGUAUUUCAUUGGGGGGAACUUAUCCAAAUGCUUCCUGUUUAUCUAGCCUUAAGCACAAUUGUUCUAAGGGGGGACCAUCUCAAUUACUCAUAAAGUUUGCAUCUGGAAAUGAAGGUAAAGUUGAUAAUUUAACAAGAGACAGCAACCGAGAUUUCACAAAUGAACUACCUAAUUCUUUAAAGCAUUCUUGUAAGACAAGAGAUGAUUUCCUAGGUCAAGUGGAUGUUCCUCUUUAUCCAUUACCGACAGAAAAUCCAAGAAUGGAGAGACCAUAUACAUUUAAGGAUUUUGUUCUUCAUCCAAGAAGUCACAAAUCAAGAGUUAAAGGUUAUCUGAGAUUAAAAAUGACUUACUUACCUAAAACCAGUGGCUCAGAAGACGAUAACACAGAACAGGCUGAGGAAUUAGAGCCUGGCUGGGUAGUUUUGGACCAACCAGAUGCUGCUUGCCAUUUGCAGCAGCAACAGGAACCUUCUCCUCUACCUCCAGGAUGGGAAGAGAGACAAGAUAUCCUUGGAAGGACCUACUAUGUAAACCAUGAAUCUAGAAGAACACAGUGGAAAAGACCAACCCCUCAGGACAACCUAACUGAUGCUGAGAAUGGUAACAUUCAACUGCAAGCCCAGCGUGCGUUUACUACCAGGAGACAGAUAUCUGAGGAAACAGAAAGUGUUGACAACCGAGAAUCUUCUGAGAACUGGGAAAUUAUAAGAGAAGAUGAAGCCACCAUGUACAGCCAUCAAGCCUUCCCUUCAUCUCCACCAUCAAAUAACUUGGAUGUCCAGACUCAUCUUGCAGAAGAAUUGAAUGCCAGACUCACUGUUGGUGGAAAUUCAGCCAGUGGCCAGCCAGUAUCCAACUCAAAUCAUUCCAGCAGAAGAGGCAGCUUACAAGCCUAUACUUUUGAGGAACAGCCUACACUUCCUGUGCUUUUGCCUACUUCAUCUGGAUUACCACCAGGUUGGGAAGAAAAACAAGAUGAAAGAGGAAGAUCGUACUAUGUGGAUCACAAUUGCAGAACUACUACCUGGAUAAAGCCCACUGUACAGGCCACAGUGGAGACCGGUCAGCUGCUGUCAAGCCAGGGUUCUUCUGCAGGCCCUCAGCCACAGGCCCCCGCGAGUGAUGCAGCACAACAGGUGACCCAACCAUCUGAAAUGGAGCAAGGAUUCCUUCCCAAAGGCUGGGAGGUCCGGCACGCACCAAACGGGAGGCCUUUCUUCAUUGACCACAACACCAAAACCACCACCUGGGAAGAUCCAAGACUGAAAAUUCCAGCUCAUCUGAGAGGAAAGACAUCACUUGAUUCUUCCAGUGAUCUGGGGCCUUUACCUCCAGGAUGGGAAGAAAGAACUCACACUGAUGGAAGAAUCUUUUACAUAAAUCACAAUAGUAAAAAAACACAAUGGGAAGACCCUCGUUUGCAGCAUGUAGCAAUAACUGGACCAGCAGUGCCCUACUCCAGGGAUUACAAAAGAAAGUAUGAGUUCUUCCGAAGAAAGUUGAAGAAGCAGAAUGACAUUCCAAACAAAUUUGAAAUGAAACUUCGCCGUGCAACUGUUCUUGAGGACUCUUACAGGAGGAUUAUGGGGGUCAAGAGAGCAGACUUCCUUAAGGCUAGACUGUGGAUUGAGUUUGAUGGUGAAAAGGGACUAGAUUAUGGAGGAGUUGCCAGAGAAUGGUUCUUUCUGAUUUCGAAGGAGAUGUUUAACCCUUAUUAUGGGUUGUUUGAAUAUUCUGCUACGGAUAAUUAUACCCUACAGAUAAAUCCCAACUCUGGAUUGUGCAAUGAAGAUCACCUCUCUUACUUCAAGUUUAUUGGUCGGGUAGCUGGGAUGGCGGUGUAUCAUGGCAAACUGUUGGAUGGUUUUUUCAUCCGCCCAUUUUACAAGAUGAUGCUGCACAAGCCAAUAACACUUCAUGAUAUGGAAUCAGUGGAUAGUGAGUAUUACAAUUCAUUAAGAUGGAUUCUUGAAAAUGAUCCAACAGAAUUGGACCUCAGGUUUGUCAUAGAUGAAGAACUUUUUGGACAGACACAUCAACAUGAGUUGAAAAAUGGUGGAUCGGAAAUAGUUGUCACCAAUAAGAACAAAAAGGAAUAUAUUUAUCUUGUAAUACAAUGGCGAUUUGUAAACCGAAUCCAGAAGCAAAUGGCUGCUUUUAAAGAGGGAUUUUUUGAACUGAUACCACAGGAUCUCAUCAAAAUUUUUGAUGAAAAUGAACUAGAGCUUCUGAUGUGUGGCUUGGGAGAUGUGGAUGUGAAUGACUGGAGAGAGCACACAAAGUACAAAAAUGGCUACAGCAUAAAUCAUCAAGUCAUCCAGUGGUUUUGGAAGGCUGUUUUAAUGAUGGACUCAGAAAAAAGAAUACGAUUACUUCAGUUUGUCACUGGCACAUCCCGUGUGCCUAUGAAUGGAUUUGCUGAACUGUAUGGCUCAAACGGACCACAGUCAUUUACAGUUGAGCAGUGGGGCACGCCUGAGAAGCUGCCAAGAGCUCAUACCUGCUUUAAUCGCCUGGACUUGCCACCCUAUGAGUCAUUUGAAGAAUUGUGGGAUAAACUUCAGAUGGCCAUUGAGAACACUCAGGGUUUUGAUGGCGUUGAUUAGAUUUCAAGUAACCAUUUAUGGUGUUUUACUGCCACUUUUUUUUAAAGCAAAAUCUUGACUUAAAAUUUUCCAGGGAAUUACUAAUCCUUGGCCAUUGAUGCUUCUCAGAUAUUGGAGAAAAUCAUGUCAACAAAUUAGAAGAAAUAGUAUUGACAACUUUUCCAUUAUUUCAUUCAUUUUAGUAAUGUGUUGCAUUUACAUAGUUUUGUUCUAUUUUGAGUUCACACCCAAGGAUUUAAGCCCUGUAUGCCUGAAAUUGUGUGUUUUGUCCUUGGAUUUACCUCUUUUACAGUAUUUGCCAGGCAGUUCUUUCUUAAACUACUGAAAUGAUAACUGUGAAUACCUGUGAUAAGUGUCAUGUGUGAAAAGUGUGAUUUUUUUGAGAAGGAGAACUGAAAUUUGGGGGAAAAAAACUUCAAUACUGAGUACACGACAAUAUAUUCAGUGCUGCCUGCAGCUAGUUAUUAUUUUUUAGACCUGCCUACUGCACAUGCAGUAACAGGUUUUUGUAAAAAUCUUGCAAGGUGUGUUACCUAUAUUUUCAGUCAACUGAUUCAUUUACAAAAAGCUGUUUACUUCUUCAUUUUAAAAGUAUUUGGCUUUUGUUAGUACACGGUUUUACUAAACAAGGUAGUUCAUAGGACAUGUGAAGCAAAUUCAGAUUUGCAAAGGUUGAAAGGUAUCAGUGCCUCCCUCUUGCCUGUAUAUCCUAUGGCUCAUUGAUAAAGCCAUUAUUCUUUACUGUUUUCAUUUAGUUAAAAGAAUUCCUUCUUCAAACUAAAGCUCGACAAAGCAGUAUUCCUAAAUAUGCCUUGAAGAACUAAGUUAAAUGUAUAAUACUUGCCUUUACUAGUCAUUCUUUACACUUGCACAAUUAUGUAGUACUUAUAUGUUUACAGGGUUUAUUAUGUUUACAGAUUAAGCUAAUUUCUGUAGUUGCAUUUUUAUAUUUUUAGUAUUUCACUUUAGUCAAAAAAACCAAAUAAUUUGUUAAAAAUUACCAAAGAAUAGUUACAGUGCAUCAUUUGUAUUAAAUUUAUUACCAUGUUUCUUAUGCUUUUUAAAAAACUGUUUACUAUGAAAAUAAUGUUUUGCUAUAAAUCCAAACCUCUUUAGGCAAAAUGCUAAAGAUAGACUUCUACUUUAGCUAAAUAGAAGUACAUAAAAAUCCUGUGCGUGCAUUCAACAAAGGUUUACUGAAUGCCUGCGAUAUGCAUAGCUCUGUCUAGGCCAAAGGGUGAGAGUUGUCAGCUUCAAAGAAAUCCAUCCCCAUCCUCAAGGAACUUAGAGAUGUGUAAAGGAAUUUUGAAACAAUCAAAAGUCAGGGUGAGCAGAAUAAGGCAAAAGGGAAAGUGUUUUAGUGCACCUGCAAAGGUAAAGUGUGCCAAGGCUGUAUUUAUAUACUUUAUACCUGUAUUGGAAUGAUUGUAUAGAAAAAUGCUCUUGAAAAAAGUUAAAGCUAUUUCUCAAUAUGGUAUUUUGGUGAUUUAGGGAUAAUUGUAAAUAUAUGUUAUGAAUCUUCUGAAAUACACACACACACUCUAAGAGGUGUAAAAAGUGUAUCUGGCUGCUGGUUACAGUUUGCUGGGGUCUAAUGCCAUGUGUACUUUUCAGCACCUGGUAGCGAUCUCAUAAGUGACAGAAGCAAAACCACUUUCCAAACAUCACAUCAGCAGCCCAGCUUAGAGAAAGUAAUUCACAGAUCCGUGCACCCUCUGUCUUAUCUUCUGUGUUAAACAGCUUUCAGGGGAAACACCCUGUUUUUAUCACUUACCAAAUGUUUAAACUGAAGCAACAAAGUUCACCUCUCUGGGUUCCUGGUUCUUCAUCUGUCAAAGGAAAAUAACCAUGCAUCACACUCUCAUUGUCAUGUAAGAUUGUUGUCGCCAGUUCCAGAGAGAUGCCCUGUAAAGUCUCAUACAAUCAGAAGGUACUUUGUGCCGGCCUUCAGAUUUUGUCAAAUCAGGUGUGAACAUGAACCACACUCCCAAAGAGAAAUCUCUUCAUUUAAAUAUGAAUUGAGUGCUAACAGACAAGGCAGGAUCAUCUCUGGUAUUGAAUAUAUACAAAUAUAUGUAUACAUAUUUUUAUCUGUAUAUGGAUCUUACCAUCAGAAUUCAUUUUCUCCACAUGAGCAAAGUAAUGUUAAGAUGGGCCAAUGCAUUUUGGAAUGUUCUCAUUAUGUAGAACUGAACAUGAAAACUGCUUUUGUUAAAAAAGGAUUUUACCACAUGUUUGUUUAAAUAUCACUUCUGUCAAAUAUGGCAGAUAUCAGACCUUGAGAAAAUAUAUAGCUUGCUUUUCAUCUGACUCAUUCACUUGGAUGAUUCUGUGACUCAGAUAAAACAGCGUGUUAAUAAGACCAGACACUCCCACCAGCACCCAGCCACAGACCAGCAUCUGCUUCAUUUUCCAGUUAUGCAGUGAUGGUCUGAAAGGAGCCUGUAUCAAGCAACACAGCCCCUCAUCCCAAAGAGCAAAGUAUCUCAAAACACAUUCUACAGCUGGAAGUAAAUAGGGUCAUUUUCUUAAAGCAAGGAUGUCAUAUUUUUUUAGAACUUAUAAGCACAUAAUUUUAGCCUGUAUUUUCUCUGUAAUCAAACAAAUUUUAAUGGACAUAAAAUUGUAUUACAAAUGCAUUUCAUCCUAAUUUAAAUGGUUUUAUUUGUUUUCAUUUUUUAUUUAUAAUGCUGAAAUUCCAGAGAAUUAUCAAGUCAAACAACUCUUUUGAAUUAUAAGCCACUUGACAUUGUUUUCUAAAAUCUUCUCAUAUGGGAAAAAUAUUACCAAGAUUAAUGUAUCAAAAUUUAUUGCAUACUUUAAAAUAUAAAACCAUUUUUAAAAAUCUUGAUACCAUAAAUAAAGUUCUAUUCUAGCAAA